This is a messenger RNA of Schizosaccharomyces osmophilus, 627 nucleotides long. RefSeq names its product 60S ribosomal protein L13 (gene rpl13). The record is from RefSeq and is a predicted model, not a curated record. The coding region runs from base 1 to 627 and encodes 208 amino acids. Gene Ontology annotation, cellular component: cytosolic large ribosomal subunit; ribosome. Lineage: Eukaryota; Fungi; Ascomycota; Schizosaccharomycetes; Schizosaccharomycetales; Schizosaccharomycetaceae. Gene Ontology annotation, molecular function: structural constituent of ribosome; RNA binding. Gene Ontology annotation, biological process: translation. The transcript has a single exon.
AUGGCAAUCCACGUUAAAGGACAGUUGCCCAACGCUCACUUCCACAAGGACUGGCAACGUUAUGUUAAGACCUGGUUUGACCAACCUGGUCGUAAGUUGCAUCGUCGUCAAGCUCGCCAAACCAAGGCUGCUAAGAUUGCUCCUCGUCCCGUUGAGGCUCUUCGUCCUGCCGUUAAGCCACCCACUAUUCGUUACAACAUGAAGAUUCGUGCUGGCCGUGGUUUCACUCUUGAAGAACUCAAGGCUGCUGGUGUUUCUCGUCGUGUCGCUCCUACCAUCGGUAUCCCCGUCGACCACCGUCGUCGCAACCGUUCUGAGGAGUCUUUACAACGUAACGUCGAGCGUCUUAAGGCUUACCUUGCCCACUUGAUUGUCUUCCCUCGUAAGGCUGGUCAACCCAAGAAGGGUGAUGCUACCGAUGUUUCCGGUGCCAAGCAAGCUGAUGCUAGCGUUGUCUUCCCCAUCACUCAAGAAGCUGUUGAGGAAGCCAAGCCCAUCACCGAAGACGCUAAGAAGUUCCAAGCUUUCAACACUCUCACCAACGAGCGUGCUCAUGCUCGUCACCUCGGUGCUCGCAUUGCCUACGCCAAGAAGCGUGCUGAAGAGGCUGAGGCUAAGAAGAAGUAA